UCUUCCAAUCCCAGGAAGCGAAACACGCUUGGAACUUCAGCGAACUGUUGGGCCAAGAGAGGCAUGGAGUUGCUGCGUUAGUUCAGGUCUACGGACUAACUACAGUCUAGUAAAAGUCUCACUCAAAAUCAAAAAAGUAUCCGAAGAGUUGUUCUCGACAGGCUUCGAUGACGAAAUCUUUAAGGAGCUGAUAUAAUUUGGACUUUUAAAUUGCAUCUCUUGGCUAACGGUAACGUUAACACCUUUUUUUCUUCCCAAAAUAUUUACCGGCGACGUCAACCUCCCGAGGGUGUAGUCUAUUUGCUGGAGCAGAAGUUAGCUAGCUAGUUGGAGUUAGCUGGUAAAUUGAAUGACUUUUAAAUAUAGCAAUAUAAAAUGGUAGUUAUAGAAGACGCCACAUUAUUUAUCCAGGUAAUUUGAAUAUAGUUGUUAGAAUUAUUUAAUACAAUGUGAGAUUGAAACUGCGUGGAGUUAACGAAAAGGCACUGUUUUUGUUUUAGUUUGUUUCUUGAAUCACUGGUUCUAGUUGUAGGUCAAGGCUAUUUCCCGGGAGGGGAUUAUCCAAGCACAAGUCUGAAAAAUGAUGAAUGUAGGUCAGGCGGUGGAAUUAAAAUAUUUGUGCCACUACAUAUUUGUUUUCUUCCAAAUGAGCAUUAAAACAGCUAAAAACGGAAUGAAUGAGGGAUAAAAAAAUCAUGUCAACAAGGUUUGUAAAGUAGAAAAUGCAGCUCUGAAGAUUACGUAAAACUGUUUGUCUGGAUUAUGACACUAGAAGAAAUGACUUCUCCCACAAGUAUCAUACAUUUUAAGAUGAAUCACUCUUCCUCACUUCUUACCCUUGGUUUUUUGGAGUCUGCAGCUGCAGCUCCGGGACCGCAUCUGACUUGUUAGGCCUUCCGAAAUGGUUCGUAAUAACUUUGGAAAAAACUAUUUACAACUGAGCAAUUUCAAAACUAUAUAAACGUAAAGACAAAGUUCGUUUAGCAGUUUUCUCUGUUUUUAAUGAAAGAUCUACAUAAUUUUGUACUUCAGAAUGACAUUAGUAUUAAAAUAUUUUAAUUUUUUUCCAUAUUUAAAAAGCAAACUGUACUUUCCCUCCCUUCAGUUUCUACAAAUAUGAGAUGUUCAGUUUAAGAAAAAAAUAUUUAUUCUCAAUCUUAAACAUUGGCUGUGUGUAUAUUUCUUUAACGGUGAAACAUUUAUAUUUACACAAAACGUAUUUUUUUUAUGAAGGGUCAUGUAUGUUUUAUAGCUUUAUACUAAUUUAUUAGAAGCAAAGGAAGAAGUUAUCACCAUUUUUUCUGUGGAUUGUUGUUACCUAGAUAUUUUAGGGACACUGGGAAAACACAGAUGUAAAUAUUUUCAGUGGGGUCAGGAGGGUUGCUGGUGCCUAUCUUCAGCUAACUUCCUGGCGAAAGGGCGGGGUCACCCUGGACAGGUCGCCAGUCUGUCGCAGAGCUGACAUUAAACGAUGAUUCCCAUGACUUGAGACUUUCUCGCUGUUUUGGAGCGAACACCAGAAGGGAGUACUUCCUCUGGACGACAAGACAUCGCCACCUGUGAAACGAGUAAAUCAUGCCCUUGCCAUUUGGCUUUAAGCUCAAAAGGACUCGAAGGUAUACUGUUUCAAGCAAGAGCUGUCUUGUCACUCGGAUUCAGCUCCUGAAUGGAGAGUUUGUUGAGUUUACGCUGUCUGUGGAGAGCACUGGGCAGGAAUGUUUGGAGGCAGUAGCCCAGAGACUUGAGUUAAGAGAGAUCACAUAUUUCAGUCUGUGGUACUUCAAUAAGCAGAACCAGCAGAGAUGGAUCGACUUGGAAAAAGCCUUAAAGAAACAGUUGGACAAAUAUGGGCAGGAGCCCACAGUUUACUUUGGAGUUUUGUUUUACAUACCCAGUGUUACCCAACUGCAACAGGAGAUCACAAGAUACCAGUAUUACCUACAGUUGAAGAAGGAUGUUCUUGAGGGCAGGAUCACAUGCUCACUGGACCAGGCUAUUCGUUUAGCCAGUUUAGCAGUACAAGCUGACUUUGGAGACUUCAAUCGAUAUGACUCCCAGGAAUUUCUUCAGAAGUUUGCACUAUUUCCUAUUGACUGGAUUCAGGAUGAACGCGUGCUGGAGGAGGCCACUCAGAAAGUGGCAAUUCUCUAUCAGUCAUUCAGAGGUUUUUCAGCUCCUGAGGCAGAAAUGCUGUACAUGCAGGAGGUUGAAAAAUUGGAAGGUUAUGGGCAGGAGAGCUAUCAAGCCAAGGACAACACAGGCGUAGACGUCACUCUGGGUUCCUGUCUUGAUGGUAUCUUUGUAAAAUAUAAGAAUGGACGUUCACCUUUAUUAUAUCGGUGGCAUGAAAUUACCAACAUGAAUCACAAUAGGUCCUUCUUUGGCCUGGAGCUCAGCAACAGAGAGGAGAGUGUUCAGUUCCAGACCGACGACAUGGAAACUUCUAAAUACGUCUGCCGCAUGUGUCUGGCCAGACUCAAGUUUUAUAAGAUAAACAAGAGCAACUUAGAGGAGAGUCCCGCUCUGCCCUCUGAGAGCUCCCAGAAGUCCCUUCUCACUCUAUCCUUUCCUCGUUUUCCAAUACUCUCUCGCACAUCUCUGCCUUCAGUAAAGGGCCAAACUCCACCUACGGCAGUCAAUUUAGUCAGACGGAGAUCUUCAACGAGAAUUUCUCUGCCAAAGUCUCAGGCCUACUUGAUGCCUCAGAUGCACUACAAUGGCCAUUUUACUGAGCCCUACACUUCAUCACAAGAUAACCUGUAUAUGAACCCCCAGAAUGGUUUUUACUACCACUCCCAGACCAGCCUGGACUGCUCUCCUCUGGAGUACAGCAGCGGAGGGCGUCUGCGUAACGGCAGCGUCUACAGCGCCCACAGCACCAGCUCACUGAACAAUCCCCAGCACUACCUUCAGCCCUCGCCCAUGUCCUCCAACCCCUCCAUUACAAGUGACAUCACCAGGCCAGACUUCGUUCCCUCCCAUCGCCACAGCGCGCUCAUCCCACCCUCCUAUCGUGCCACUCCUGAUUACGAGACGGUAAUGCGGCAGAAGAACCGAGGCAUGGCAGGGGGCAUGGUUCUGUCUCAGGAGCAUCGGCAGAGCCACUCCAUGAGGAAUUUGAACAUCGGGAACUCGUACGCCUACAGCAGACCGGACCCUCUGGUUUGCAGCCAACCAGAAAUUAGAGUAGAGUACGGCGGAACGUCCCAGCAUCACCAGUACCCCUUUCAUCUGGGCUCCAGCUUCCACAGCCCCUCUCCGUACCCCUACCCUCCAGAGCGGAGGCCCGUUGUUGGAGCCGUCAGCGUCCCGGAGCUCACAAACGUCCAGCUGCAGCAGGCGCAGGAUUAUCCGGCCCCCAACAUCAUGAGAACGCAGGUCUACCGACCGCCACCACCUUGCCCGUAUGCUCACCCGCGUCCUGCCAACAGCACGCCCGACCUGUCUCGUCACCUCUACGUCAGCAGCAGCAACCCAGACCUGAUAAUCACCAGACGAGUCCAUCACUCUGUCCAGACCUUCCAGGAGGACAGCCUGCCUGUCGCACACUCCCUACAGGAAGUAUCGGAGCCUCUGUUCAGCGCUCCGCCACAUCGACAGCAGUACCACGCUCACAAGCGAAACUCCAUCGAGAUCGCCGGCUUGGCUCACAGCCUGGAGGCGGUGAGGGUCAAAGAGAGAACUAUGUCCUCCUCAGCAGCGGAAGCAGCAACUCCACCUCCUGUGGUGCAUUCGGGAUCCCAGGUUAACGUGUUUUUAGAACACGCUAAGACGGCAGAGAGGGGAGACGCACAGUACGGACACAAAAAGUCUCUGUCCGACGCAACAAUGCUAGUUCAUAGUAGCGGGGAAGAUGAGGAGUUGGAGGACGAUAGCGGGCGUCACACUCCUCUUUCACAGGAAGCGGUGGUUAUUCCAGAGCAGCCAGCACCGCAGCAGCAGCAUCGCAGCCUGACAUCUCUGUCCUCUGUGACGACUCAGCAACAAAUCCCGAAGGAGCCGCCUCCCGCGUAUCCCAUAGGGUCUGCCCUAGACCCCUCCAAAACCAGCCCCCUGGUCUAUAAAGUUCACCCUCGGAUCCACAAAGGAGAGCCGCUUUACAUGCUGUCAGAUUUGAGACAACCUGAAAUUAUGCCCUCAGUGUCUGAGAGCGACGUGAGCGAGCAAGACAAUCACAAGCCCAAGAGAGACUUCAGUAAGGGACCCGUGUUCGCGCUUCCUGCUGGAGGGGAAACGUUACAGGGUUUACCUCCUCCGGGGAUGAAGAAAGGAUCCAGGUCAGAGGUGAGGAAGAUGGGCCCUCUGAAGGUGGCCCGUCACAACGGCCUGUCGGUGUCCAGGAAGGUGGUGCAGAACGAGGUCAAAGACGAGCCGGAGCAGCCGUCUAACAAUGAGAAAUGCAAGUUGCUGGAGCAGCAUGUGGAAAUGGGGGAGCUGCUGAAGGAGUUUGAGAGCGUCCCAAAGCGCGUCCCAGGAGAGGAUUGCAACACGGCCCUGCUUGCAGAGAACAGGGACAAAAACCGCUUUUCAGACGUCCUGCCUUACGACAGCAGCAGAGUGGAGCUGGUUCCCACUAAAGAGAACAACACGGGCUACAUCAACGCGUCGCACGUUAAGGUAACAAUAGGCGGAAAGACGUGGAGCUACAUCGCUGCACAGGGUCCUCUGUCUCACACGUGUGCAGACUUUUGGCAGAUGGUGUGGGAGGAGGACGUCUCCAUCAUCGCCAUGGUGACUGCUGAAGAGGAGAGCGGUCGAGAGAAGAGCUGCCGCUAUUGGCCUCGUCUCGGCUCCCGGCACAACACGGUGACUUACGGCCGAUUCAGGAUCACCACGCGGUUCAGGACGGAAUCUGGCUGCUACGCCACCACGGGGCUGAAGAUCAAAAACGUCCCCAAGGACCAAGAGAGGACCGUCUGGCAUCUGCAGUACACGGACUGGCCUGACCAUGGCUGUCCAGAGGACUUUAAAGGCUUCCUCACGUACCUCGAGGAGGUCCAGUCUGUGAGGAGACACACGAACGCCAUCAGUGACCCAAAGAACAUCAACCCAGUGCUGGUCCACUGCAGCGCUGGAGUGGGUCGCUCCGGAGUCGUCAUCCUUUCUGAGCUCAUGAUAGCUUGUCUGGAGCACAACGAGGUGCUGACUGUCCCAGAAGUCCUGAGGAUGCUGCGUGACCAGAGGAUGCUGAUGGUUCAGACGUUGUCUCAGUACACGUUUGUCUACAAGGUUCUCAUCGAGUACCUCCGCAACUCCAGGCUCAUCUGAUGGGCGACGCAUCCGGGAUUACCGCAGAGGGGAGGAUUAAGCGUUUAUAACAAACUGCACUGAGGCAGCUGCUCAUAUCUGUCCCAAGCGUGGAUGCCAUAAUUUGGACCCCGUUUUUGCCAAGUAUGAAAUCACUUUCAUUCUAAGAAGUGAAAUGAUGAGAGAGAAGCGACGCCACAUGAAGAAUCUCAGACUGUGACCUGCCUCUUAACAGUAUUAAUCUUAAAGAUAUUUUUUUACCCACGCAGGUUAACAAAGCCCAGCACUUUGAUGGUACCACAUGUACAUAAUGAAGCAAUGCUAAGCUGCAUAAACAAAUACUAUUGAAAACUUUUAUGUUCAUUUAAUGAAGGAUACUUUUGAAAUCACGGAUAGGUGCUUCUGAAUAAACAAGAAAAAAAUC
Messenger RNA from Poecilia reticulata (guppy), 5671 nucleotides. RefSeq names its product protein tyrosine phosphatase non-receptor type 21 (gene ptpn21). Gene Ontology annotation, biological process: protein dephosphorylation. Lineage: Eukaryota; Metazoa; Chordata; Actinopteri; Cyprinodontiformes; Poeciliidae. Gene Ontology annotation, cellular component: cytoplasm; cytoskeleton. Gene Ontology annotation, molecular function: protein tyrosine phosphatase activity. The record is from RefSeq and is a predicted model, not a curated record.